AUGGAAAAUUCGUAUUAUCUUCAAGAUCGAACAUAUGUUGAUACUACGACAUGCAGUGGUGCUUUGUAUCCACUUCCCGAUAUUAUAUACACGUCACUCGGGUGCAUUGAUAUGGAUGGGUCUCAUUUCACUUUAAAUGUGGACGAUAAAAAGGUGUAUUUCAAAUCAUACAAAGACAAGGAAUGCAAAACACCAGACACUGAAAAUUACGAAGAAGACACCUUCAGAGAGUGUUCUGGGUCAGGUUCUUAUAGAACAAAAUACUAUGGCCCAACACUGUAUGCCCAUCAAGAAGAAAUGUAUACCCAAACUUUCAUUCCAAAUAAAUGCUAUGUAAGUCCGAUAGAUGAUACCAAGUUUGUUGAAAUCAAAGACGACGAGAAGAUGUACACGGCCGACACUUGUGAUGAUCUUAAAGCUUCAACUACGGAAGUUUUAGAUUACAAAAUUGAAAUACUCGAGACUUUCCCUGCAUACUAUUACAGAGCCGUUUAUUAUGGAAAGAAUGACUGCAAUAUGACAGCUAAUUUGGAUAUUACUCCAUAUCCAGAUAUGUAUUUCACAAAAGAUAAUAUGUGUAUUAGUGGUGCUACUGGAUACAAAUUUGAGACUAAUAAAACUACUUUAACUUCAUACUAUUUCAGUGAUGGAAAGUGUGCCACACCAAAUGAAAAAACACCAAAACUUGUGUAUGCUUACCAGACUUGUGAAAAAGAUAUCGAUGAAGAUUACUACAUCUAUUACUAUGGUAAUGAUACGACUAUCCCAACACCAAUAGCACCCGAAGCUGCAUUUGGGUUAAUUGUUGUUAUGAUUUCUAUGAUCAUUUUUGCCUUAUUCUAA
Messenger RNA from Entamoeba invadens IP1, 843 nucleotides. RefSeq lists its product as hypothetical. Lineage: Eukaryota; Evosea; Mastigamoebida; Endamoebidae. The transcript has a single exon. Bases 1 to 843 code for a protein of 280 amino acids. The record is from RefSeq and is a predicted model, not a curated record.